AUGUUGGCCCUUGUGGUUUUGGUCUUCUCUCUCCCCUUCAUUAUUGCUAUAGGCAAGCAUCGAUCUUUUUAUUAUCCUCCGCCAUGUGACGGACAUAUCAAAGUAAAGUCUGUUCCUAUGAUGAAAGGUGGUGUAUCAUAUGUCAAACUGGCAGUUGACAACAACGAACCUAUUGAAGUACACUUCUCCGUGGACCCUUUGCUUGAAAUCGACAAAAUAAAAUGGACUUUAAAUAAAAAUCCCAUUGACGUGGACCAAGACGAACCUAAAUCCGCCGUUUACUGGAAACGCGACCCACUUGGGAUCGUUCUCGUCAUCCGCUAUCCCAAGCAACAGUUCAUUGGAAAUUGGCAGAUGGAAAUUCUUGACAUGAACGAAGCGUCUUCAAAGCAAUCUUGUCAACUGCAGUCACCUCCGAUGGUCCAGCGCUUCAUCGAGUCAUUCCGCUCUACGGAGGGUUACGAGUUGAGCGUGGUCUGCAAGAGUGGCAGUCUGCCCUAUCCCUCUAGGGUUCAAUGGUUCCGUGCCGAAGGAACCGGGGAUUCUGCAGUCUUGCUCCCCAUUUACGACGUCCAAACGACCCAUAUCCCUGGCGAUACCCUCCUCUUCAAGGAGGCCAAAAUGAGCGAUACCGGCGUCUAUCUCUGCAACACUACUGUCACUCCCGAAGGACUCUUUGAUUCCUCUGCAGCUGAGGUUAAAAUCAAAAGUCGUUUUGCUGCUCUCUGGCCGUUUAUUGGCAUUUUGGCGGAGUUGAUAAUCCUCCUCAUCACCAUUAUCCUCUACGAGCGUCACAAAGCGGCUAGGAGGAAGGCGGCCGAGGCGCAGAACCACUCUCUCAGCACUCCCGUCUCACCCAGUGGGGACACCAAACCUCAACAGAGGUACCGCCCGCCUCCUCUUCUCUUACUGGCUUUUCACUCCGGGCUGCGCUCCUAUUGA
Molecule: messenger RNA, 942 nt
Organism: Echinococcus granulosus
Lineage: Eukaryota; Metazoa; Platyhelminthes; Cestoda; Cyclophyllidea; Taeniidae
Product: Basigin
Exons: 6
Coding region: 1-942 (313 amino acids)
Source: RefSeq, a predicted model, not a curated record